Molecule: messenger RNA, 858 nt
Organism: Rubroshorea leprosula
Lineage: Eukaryota; Viridiplantae; Streptophyta; Magnoliopsida; Malvales; Dipterocarpaceae
Source: the annotation of a GenBank genome assembly
AAACUAUUAAUCAUAUCUUUAGAGACUGUUUUUUUGCAAAACUGUUGUGGAAAUGGAGCACUUCUUUUUCCUACAUCAUUUGGUCCCUCUGGUACUUCCGGAACCAGCUGGUUCAUGAAAGGAAAAAAUUUUCUAUAGCUAUGGCUAGAGAUUUUAUUUUGAAAAAAAUUAAUGAGUACAACCAAUUUCAUCCAACUUCUUCUAUCACUAAAUCUCUAUCUGUUUUUCUUGUUAGCUGGAACCCGCCCCCAGCUGGUUUCAUUAAGCUGAAUACUGAUGGUUCAGCUAAUGCAAACCCAGGGGAGGCGGGUGCUGGAGGAGUUUUUAGGGAUGAGCUUGGUAACUGGUUGCUGGGAUUCUACCGGAAUGUAGGAUUCACGUCCAGCCUUUCGGCCGAACUAUGGGCUUUAAGAGAUGGUCUUAAACUUGCUGUAAAUAGGGGAUUUUCCCACUUACUUGUUGAAACUGAUUCUAAGGUUGCGAAAACUCUUCUGGAUUCUGCUAAUUCUGCUGCUCACUCACUGGGUGUUUUAAUUGAUGAUUGUAGGGCUAUGAUGACACAAAUCCCCAACCUACAUCUUAAUCAUGUUCUCAGAGAAGCCAAUACGGUGGCUGACGGUUUGGCUAAGAAAGGUGCAAAGUCGGAAUCUCCGUUUGUUGUGCUUGAUCAAUGUCCUCCCGAUCUUUGUAAUGUUUUGUUUUCGGAUAUUAUUGGGAACAAGGUUCCCAGGACUACUGUAGCACUCUAAAUAUCUAUGCUAUAUCUCUUUCUACCAAAAAACAAAAAAAGAUUUGUGUAUUUUGUAUUUCUUUGUAUACUUCAAAGAGAACACAACAGAAGAAAUUAUUACCUGCAGA